Ictalurus punctatus (channel catfish) is the source of this 6534-nucleotide messenger RNA. It is a transcript of the gene nkpd1, whose product is annotated as NTPase, KAP family P-loop domain containing 1. Lineage: Eukaryota; Metazoa; Chordata; Actinopteri; Siluriformes; Ictaluridae. The record is from RefSeq and is a predicted model, not a curated record. The transcript is spliced from 5 exons. Bases 152 to 2320 code for a protein of 722 amino acids.
CACACCCUCAUGUCCUGCUGUUUGAAGGAAUACAGACAGCAUUAUGAGCGUUGUGGUAAACCUCAUGACUUCAUUAACUCUGCUUGUAGCAGGAUAGUUGGAGAAGAUAUUUUGUUGAUAUUUUCUCUACACAGAGAGACAGAAGAUAAUAAUGGCAAAAGAGCGAAACAAAGAUAAUGUAUAUGCAUAUGCAUUAUACAAAACUCUUGCAAAAGUUGAUUCUCCAUUGACUGUAGGCUUAUACUCAUCAUGUCACAGCAGGAUUAAAAUGAUUCUCACAAGCAUUGAAGGUCACAUGAAUGAUGAGGCAAAGAGAAAAAAGCAGAACAGUAACAGAAGCAGGUCCUCUAUUGGGAACCUGAUUUCACUAAUCUUUCGUCUCCUUUUCUAUCGACCUGUUUGGUCAGGAAAAAAAGAUAUGAAGAAAUGCAACCGCUAUGUGUUUGUAAGGUUUAGUGCUUGGCACUUUGCAGGCAGUGACAUGCUAUGGGCUGGCUUGGUAAUGCAGUUGUGCAAAGCUAUUCAGGACAGUUUUGGCAAGCUUCAGCUCAGCCUCUUCCGAGUAGCUCAGUAUGAUGAAGAAAAGGAUGGUAUGGAAAAGAAGACUGAAGAAAGCUCCAAUGACUGGAGGUCAAAGAAGUUCUGCUGCUGCCCACUAUGGGCCUUUGUCCUGAUUACACUGAUGGUUUGCCUCUUUAUUUUGGUACCAAUCUGUAUUUUAUCAUUUCCUGAAGUAAAGCUUCAAGGAGAUGGAGAUAACAACAAAGAGUAUGGAGUGAUCGACGGGUUUAUCAUUACAGUACUAGGAAUCCCUGCAGUUGGAGCUAUGAGAUUUAUUUUCUUGCUGCUGAAGAACCUGAUCUUUAGCCAGGAUGUUAAUGUCAGAUAUGCCUUGGACAACAAGAAGAUCAGUGAGCAGUUAGGCUUAAUGCAUGAAGUUCGGAAGCAGAUGAGACUACUGUCAUGCUUUAUUCACUUCAUGGAGACUUUUGAGAGGCAAAAGAUAAAAGUGGUGCUGGAAAUCACCAAUUUGGACUGCUGCACACCAGCAAAAAUUGUUGGGGUCUUGGAUGCCAUUAACAUACUUCUUUCUGAUGAGGAAAGCCCAUUCAUUUCUCUAGUUGCAGUUGACCCAGAGGUUCUUACCCAAAAAAUAGAUCAGGCAAAGGAUUGCUUUAGUAAAAAGGACCGAGCUUAUGGCUUCCUGGACCGCAUAAUCACACUACCCUUCACAGUACCACCUUUAUGUGAGGUAUCAAAGUGCAAGGUCUUCAAAAAUAUUUUACUGGAUGUGUCUGAACGGCCUUCUGACACCCGAAGAGAUGAAGUUGAGAAUUUAUCUAGCAUAAAGACCUCCGUUUCUUCAGAAGAUGUCCCUUUCAUACAGAGUAGCCUUAAUGAUGAGGUUCAAUCCACUUCCCUGAGAGCAAACAAUACCACAAAGAAAAAAGUGAAAAAUUUAAUCCAGGAAGCAUUUCAAAGCAUAUACUUAUCUGACAAAAAUAGGCUUCACACUUAUAUCUCAGAAAAUACUGUGUCUAUGAGGAGGGUCGCCAAUUCCACCAGGGUGUCCUUGACAGUCAUUAGGGCUCUUAAUGUUGAAAGUCCCCCUCCUGAAAGAGUCACUGCUUGGGUUGUACUGGUAGACCGCUGGCCUUGUAGACUAAGUUGGAUACUUCAAUGUAUGGAAGAUGAACAUCAGGCUUUGCAUACUGUUCAAACCAUGGUUGACUAUGAUCCCAGCAGGACUCUAUGGAAUGUGUUCAGUGAGAAUAGGAUAGAGCUCCAUACAAUUAGGGAGAAAGUGGAGAAGUUCCUGGAAAGAGAUGAUGAUCCUGAGCUGUUUGAAACAUUUCUCAAAAAGGACUACAAAUUCACAGUCAUAGAGGCAGAUCAACUUAAACAAUAUACAGUUAACCUGGACUAUUCCAUCAAAAAUGAGUUCGCAAGGAUUAGACAAAUCAGCACUUUGAGAGCAAUAGGAAAAAAUGCAUUCAACAAUUUGUCUCCAAAUACUGUCCUCAAGCUGUCUGUGGAAGAUGUUUGUAAUGAGCUAUCCAGGCUGAAGCUCCCCGAAGCAUAUGCUGAGAUUGUAAAGCAAAAUGAUAUAAAUGGACAGACAUUGCUUCUUUGUGACCCAGCUGAACUGAGACAGGUCAUGCAAAUGACUCUUGGUGAAUGGACAGCUUUUAGGAUUCACUUUCUUGGAGACAUGUCAUAUUAUCAUCUGAGUAAAGCUAAGUCAGCACCAGCUGUCUCAAGUCCUAAUGCAAUUUACCCCUCUAGUAUGUGUAGUAGGAGCCAUAUGAAUCUUAUUUAAUAUUGUUCCUAUAUUGGUCAUUAUCAUUAAGCAAAGAAUUCUGGAUUUUUAUUAUUGAAAUCUUGCUAUUUACUUAUACAAUCUAGACAUGUAAGUUACAAAAAACCGAAGAGAUAUUAAUCACUUUGUUUAUGUUAAAUAAUGUUGGCUCACCUUGUUCACUCUUAUGUUGCAACAUUAACAGUCCAAUUCCUUGAUGGGAAAACUACUGUGCUUCUAACCCCCAUGCUAUCAAAAUGUCAGGAAAAUAUAAUGUUUGACUUGUUUAACAUUAACAGGCAACAAGAUUAAGAAGAGAAAACAUAAACAUGCAUGGAGUACAUAUAUUACCAUGAUGGAAAUUAUUUUUGGAUUGAUUCUAAGCACUGCUUAGUCACUGCACUACCACACUGACUAAUGUCAAGGGCAAUUAAGGCACAUCCACAUUUUUUUGUUUGUUUGUUUGUUUUUAAGCUGACAUUACAGUUGUGGAGAUCAACUAUUAUUGUUGUUAUAUGUUGUUAUUAAUUUCUUAAAUAUUCCACUCCAGAAUUAUUGGCACUUUUCAUAAAAACAAGCAAAAAUGGAUGCAUAUGUAAAAUAAAUCAUGCAUGCAAUAAGUGAUCAUUUCAGUUUAAACAUAUAAGAACAUUAUAGUUUUAUUUUAACAAGGACUUGAAGAUGGUGUAUUAUUUGUGUAUUGCAAAAGUUUGGCUUCAAAAGGACUGGCAACCAGGCACCUGGUAUCAUAUCAGGGAGGUAACUCUGGACUUCAGUUCCCAUCAGCCACUGCACUGCACUACAUGUCACAUGACCGUUUCCCUGUCUUUUGCUUGUCUUAGACUUCUGUGUUCCAUGUUCCUUGAUCUUGUUUUUUUAUGUAUAGUUUUGCCACAGUAUUGUGCCAAGUUGUCUUAGUGUCUUUGUUUUGUUGUUCGUUUAAUAAACUAUUUUGAAAAUCUGCGAUUGCUUCCGAACUUCAACCUUGAAACGUGACAGAACGAAAGACAUACAGUCGGAAGCAGCAGAUCGCCAGGAUGGAGAACUGGGGCAUCAGGAUGCCACCGAUGAUCGUGGAAUACUUUGGUACGGUACACCAACAGGCGGAGGAUUACCAAGCGGCGCUACGAAAGCAGCAGGUCGCCAGGAAUUAUCUGGGCUUCAACUUGCCUCCUAUGUUCACGGAGGACUAUGCCACGCCACACCAACAGGAAGAGGAGUCCGGGUACAAGGGGGAGUCUGUGGUCGGGGCUAGUACCAUCUCCCACCCUCCUCCCCCUAUUAUGGAUCUAGUUCGGCAAACGGAAUCAGCGGAGAACGAAAGUCAGCCUCCCUGCUUGUCUGAGGAGGCCGCUCAGCUUUUCGGUUCAGCUGAGGAUGCCGCUCAGUCACCCGGGUUGGCUGAAGACGUUGCGCUGUGUCCUGACAUACCCAAGUACUUCUCUCUGUUCAACAACCCCACACUCAACGCCGCUGUGCUUGCCAGUUCGCUCUGCUUUCCUGCUCAGCUGAGGACGUCGCUCUGCCUGCAUGUUCAACUGAGGAUGUUGCUCUGCCUUCAUGUUCAACUGAGGACAUCGUUCUGCCUUCUUGCUCUGCUGAGGACGCUGCUCUGCCUCCCUGUUCGGCUGAGGUCGUCGCUCCGCCUUCCUGCUCGGCUGAGGUCGUCGCUCCGCCUUCCUGCUCAGCUGAGGUCGUCGCGCCGCCUUCCUGCUCGGCUGAGGUGGUCGCUCCGCCUCCAUGUUCCGUUGAAGAUGUCGUUCCUCUUCUUUGCUGCGUGCCGUAUGUCACUCCCCCUUCCUGCUCCAUGGAGGACAUCGUUCCCCCCUCAUGCUCUGGGGAGAGCAUCGUUCCUCCCUUUGGCCUCGCAGAGAACCUCGCUACUCUCACUGGCCUCACGGAGAACCUUGCUCCCCGCUAUGGUCUCGCGGAAAUCUUUGAGCUUCUCUCGGGCUUUGCGGAGAACAUCGCUCCCUUCUCCUGUCCCACUGAGGAAGCUGUCCCGCUGCCCUGUCCUGCUGAGGAAGCUAUCCUGCUGCCCUGUCCUGCUGAGGAAUCGAUCCCGCUGCCCUGUCAUGUUGAGGAAUCUAUCCCGCUGACCUGUCCUGCUGAGGAAGCUUUCCCGCUGUCCUGUCCUGCUGAGGAAGCUAUCCUGCUCUCCUGUCCUGCGGAGGAAGUUGUCCCACUGUCCUGCCAUGCAGACGUCGCUCAACUUUCCUGCUCUGCCGAGGACAUCACUCCGCUUUCCUGCUCCGCCGAGGAUGUCCCUCUGCUGUCCUGCACUUCUGAGUACGUCCCUCUGCUUUCUUGCACUGCCGAGGACGUCGCUCCAUUUCCCUGCUCCGCCGGGCACGUCUGUCCGCUUUCCUGCUCCGCCGUGCACGUCGGUCCGCUUUCCUGCUCCGCCGAGCACGUCGGUCCGCUUUCCUGCUCCACCGGGGACGUCUGUCCGCUUUCCUGCUCCACCGGGCACCUCGCUCUGCUUUCCUGCUCUGCCCAGGACAUUGCGUUGCUUUCCUGCUCCGCCAAGUGCAGCGCUCUGCUUCCCUGCUCCACUGCGGACACUGCUCAGCCUCCUAGUUUUGCUGGGGACAUUUUGCCCAGGGGGCCGGGACCACCAGCUGGAGGGUGUGUAUUUUUGGUUGCUCCAGGAGAAGCGCCCUUGUGGGGGGUUCUGUCAUGUAUCAGGAAGGUAACUCUGGACUUCAGUUCCCAGCAGCCACUGCACUGCACUACAUGUCACGUGACCACCUGCACCUGAUUCACGUUUGUUAAUGAGCACACUUGUGUGUAUAUAUAGCCAUUGUCUGCACUGUCUCCCUGUCUUUCGCUUGUCUUAGUCUUCUGUGUUCCAUGUUUCUUGAUCUUGUUAGUUUAUGUUUAGUUUUGCCACAGUAUUAUGCCCAGUUGUCUUAGUGUCUUUGUUUUGUUGUUCGUUUAAUAACCUAUUUUGAAAAUCUGCAAUUGCUUCCGAACUCCCACCUUGAAACGUGACACCUGGUCUAUAUAUCUGGCUCUUCUGGUGGGACUGUGAGAACUCCUGGACAAUGUGAACUAUUAAUCAUUUUGUCAAUCACAGUUAAUUCAGCAAAAUCAUCUUGCAUUUCUACUUAAUUUUGCUCAAUUUUGCUUAAAUACCGAUAGUGCUCAGCAUGGUGUGUGCAUAGACCAUUAUAGGUGCUAAAACAUCUAUAAUUACGGUCAUGUUGUCACAACAUACAUGCAAAGACGGAAGCAAUUGCAGUUUUAUUUAAACAAAGUCCAGCAAACGAAUCCAAAAUGAAAGGCAGGUUCAAGGUCAAGGCAUGCAGAAGGGUCAGGAGAUCAGCAAACAGGAUAUCGUAGUAUAACCAGAACACAAAAAACAGGAGACAGAGUCAAGAAUCAGAAUAGCAAUAAUAACCAACGGCUUGGUAAGUCAAAGUAUGCACAACGGAGCAUUAUUUCGCAAAGUUCUAGUGAAUGAAGUUCCUUUUUAAAAAGUGCUGUGUGAGUGCAUGUGACUGGCAACAGCCGAGUGUCAUUAGAACUCCAGAGACUGAGAGUAUACCUAUGUGCGGAGUUGGGAGUUGUAGUCUGUGUCCACCGUGUUUGCAAGCAGUUUAUUCUGGGAAUUGGAGUUCAAAGAUGGAGUAGACCUGACACAUACUGGCACGAAGUGGAAUGAUUUUGUUAAUAGACAUGUUAUUUAAGUUGGGCCUUGCAUGAUUUUCGAUUUAUUUUUAGAUUGUAGGCCUUCAAAAUAAAAUUGUACCUGAGUCAACACGUUUAUUAUACUACCACUAAAAUACUGACCUAAAAUCUAAUGACAGAGAAAUGAGAAAUACAUUUCCUGUAAAUCUUGUCAGUGAACUGGUUAUUACUCCCCUAAAAUUUUAUAUGAAAUAUAUGACAAAUGCAUCACUGUUACACUGCACAAACUGGGUUCUUAAAGGGAGAGGAGAUGAUUUGAUUCUUACACCUGUAUCAUGCAUUAUGUUAACGCCGAAAUCGGUGCGGGACUACACUACACAAUCAGCAUCUGCAUAAGACCUCAAUGAGCACUUACCUGUGUCCUUUUUUACUUAAAUAUUAACACUAUUUCAGUUUUGGUUUAUCUGUGUUUCUCAGUCUAUCCUUUAUCAUUUGUUAAUGUGCGUACCUAUUAUCACCUAUUGCCUGUAUUGUCCUUAUCUCAUGUCCAUAGUUUAUGUUUAUUGAUUUUAUUUGUGUUUAAAAUUAAAUUGUCUGCUCAA